AUGUCAAAACAUGAGUCUGAGCACGAGCGAGGUCGCCGACGCAGCGGAUCCGACGACAAGGACGUAGAAGGACUUGACCUGGAUGGCGAUGAUGAUAGGGAUGGCGACGAUGGAGCGCACUCCUCUAACUCGGAGGGCCCCGCGCGCAAGCGGAGGCGGAGCCGCAAGGGCCUGGACAAGAAGUUCGAGUGUCCCGAGAAGGGCUGCGGCAAGAGCUACUCCAGAGCCGAGCACCUGCAACCCUUCCCCGCGGCCGGUUCCGCCUCCCCGGAAGUCAACCGGCCGGGGACCGCUUACAACAAGGGCCGGUCCUUGUCGAUCCAGUAUCACUCUCCCAAGGACGCCAUGGGGAGCCCAUACACUCCGAUGACGAAUACACCUCCCACAAGCUACGCGAACGGAGGGCAAAACGGUGUCGAUUACAUGCAUCACGACCCGACCUACGGACAUAUGGCUCAACGGCCAGCCCACCACUCACCCCAAGAUCCGCGACGACCAUCGAUACAGACCAAUGUUGGCCCUUACGGGGUGCUAUCACCCAUCUCCACACAACCCGGCUACCACAGCCAGCCUCAUAACACGCCCCAGUCUGCCAACGCAAUGCCUUACGUCCCGCCACAGAACUUCCCCCCCUUCAGCCUCCCCCCCUCAGAUUUUGGUACGUCGUCCGCGGGAGCGGUCGCCCGCGACGAUCAACAAGCAUACGCCCCGUCGACAACCGGGGAAUACUCGGACCAGCCGCCUCAGGCGACCGGGGAAAUGAUGCUUCUUGACCAAAUGGGCAUGCAACAGACUAUGCCGGUAUUCGGAAGUGAUAACAUUCUGAAUAAAUCACCUUAUGUUGCGAUCCCCGAGGACUUUGUGGCGUAUUUAUUCAAUACCCAUAAAGGAAGCAAGCUCGCCCAUGACCGGGGUUCCGAUCCACCGGGGUACAACUACGGGGAAUUCUCCAACCAAUACAAUGUGCCUUACUAUAACGAUCCGAACCAGCUAGGCUAUUUCCCCGCCUCCACCGGGCCACAGCAGGUCAUGUCCGUGACGAACCUCCUGGACCAGAACCUCCCCGAAUCGGUCAUCUCGGAAGAGAAGACGGCCGAGAUCUUCGAGUUUAUCAAGGAGAGGUUCCACGAGAACGGGCAUGCGCCUGUCGAGCGACAGCGCGAGACCAUUAUCGAAGGCGACCGCAACGACGACACGCACAUGCUUAGCCGCAAGAUGAUGCAGGCUUACAUCGGGUCGUACUGGCUGCACUUCAGCGACCAGGUGCCGAUAUUGCAUAAGCCUACGUUCUCGCCCGAUAAGACGCCGAAUCUGUUGUUGAUUGCCAUGAUGACCAUUGGCGCCGCGUGCUUGGAUAAGGCGCACGGGCAGAAGGUUACUAAAGCCGGCGCGCAGCUGUCCAACUUCUUGGCAUGGCACCUGAGGUGGGAGAUGUUCCAAGACCCGAACUGCAGGCCGCCGGCGAAGCUGUGGGUGUUCCAAACGCUCUUGCUGUUGGAAUUGUACGAGAAGAUGUACUCGACCAGAGAGCUACACGAACGGGCCCACAUCCACCACGCGACGACGAUUACACUGAUGCGCCGCGGUAGAGCGCUGAUCGGCAAAUCAGCGUUGGACUCGCCGCCCAACCCCCGGGACGACAAGACCAACGGGUCCCGGCAGUCGUCGACGUCAGGAGUCGCCCACACGCCUGAGGAGUGGUGGAACCACUGGAUCACGAACGAGUCGACUCGACGCGCGGCGUUCGCGGCGUUUGUCAUCGAUUCGAUCCACGCAACCAUGUUUGGUCACUCGACGGUCAUGGUGGCUCACGAGAUGCGGUUGCCCUUGCCCUGCGACGACAAGCUGUGGAAAGCCACCAGCGGACCCGAGGUGGCAAGGAUCGAUGCUAACUUGAACUCGGUCGGCAACAAGGCCAUAUCGUUCCUCGAGGGGCUGAAGCGGACGCUGAGCAGCCAAGAGGUGCAGACCAACUCAUUCGGGCGCACAAUUCUGAUGGCCGGUCUUUUGAGUGUAAGCUGGCACAUGAACCAGCGAGACCUCCAGGUCAACUCACUCGGGGGCGGCGUAUCUCAAGCGCUUGGCGGGCGCGACAAGUGGCGGGGCACGCUGACGCGAGCGUUUGACUCGUGGAAGAGCGACUUUGACAAGACGUUGUUCCGGCGCGGCGACUCCUCAGCAGAUCCCUACAACUAUGAUGCGUCCAACCGCAAUGAGGCCAACGUUGUGUUUGAGAGCCGGAUCGUGCUGCAUCAUCUGGCGCACAUGGCCAUGCACGUCGACAUCGUGGACUGCCAGAUCUUUGCGAGGGCAAAGAGGUUGCUCGGCCGGGCGAUCGGGCCGCAGGAUCUCAACAGCGCGCAGCGGCGCAUGAAGGACAUCUGGGCGCCGUCGGCCAAGGCCCGCGACGCGACGUACUACGCCCUCAAGUUCCUACAAUCCGUCAUGGUUCCGGAUAUGGUGGGCACGCCGGGGUCGUCCAACGGCGGCUACGGCCGGCACGAGGAGCCGUACUCGGCGAGGGACGACGUGCUCCUCAACCGGCCGUGGGUGCUCUACUUUGCGGCGCUCGUGGUGUGGUGCUACGGGUUCGCUCUCGAGGGCGCCAGCCCGAACAUCCCGAUGCCGGCGACGCAGCAGGACAAGGUACGGCUGAUGCGCGACUACCUGGUCAAAUACGGCAACGUGACGUCGCCCGAGGAGCUCAAGUCGAUGAAGGGCAUCAGCCACAACACGCCCGUGCUGAUGGUGCUCAAGGACGCGUUUGGGGACUCGCGGUGGGAGUUGCUGCACGAGGGCGCCACACUCAUGAAUAACUGCAUCAAUCUCAACGCGGGACAGGGCGUUGUCUAA
Chaetomium globosum CBS 148.51 is the source of this 2853-nucleotide messenger RNA. RefSeq lists its product as uncharacterized. Gene Ontology annotation, cellular component: chromatin. Bases 1 to 2853 code for a protein of 950 amino acids. Gene Ontology annotation, molecular function: RNA polymerase II cis-regulatory region sequence-specific DNA binding; zinc ion binding; DNA-binding transcription factor activity, RNA polymerase II-specific. Lineage: Eukaryota; Fungi; Ascomycota; Sordariomycetes; Sordariales; Chaetomiaceae. The record is from RefSeq and is a predicted model, not a curated record. Gene Ontology annotation, biological process: DNA-templated transcription; regulation of transcription by RNA polymerase II. The transcript is spliced from 3 exons.